GCCCAAUGCCGGUACUUGGGGAAGAAGCGACGCGCGCCGCUGGGAAGUGGGUGAGGAGCGCGGUCCGGGCCAGCAGCGGUGGAGAGAGGAGUGGCUGGGAUCUCUCGGCGGGGUCCUAAGCACCGUUUGGGAGAGCCAGCGGUGAAGGCGGGAGUGGAACCCUACUGCGGAUGCCCAGCAUGGACGAUUACACGGUUCUGAGCGUGAUCGGCCAAGGCUCUUUUGGCCGGGCCCUUCUGGUUCGGCAGGAAAGCAGCAAUCAGAAGUUUGCCAUGAAGGAAGUAAGACUUCCCAAGUCUUUCUCUGAUAUACAGAAGUCUAGGAAAGAGGCUGUUCUGCUAGCUAAAAUGAAACAUCCCAAUAUUGUUGCCUUUCAAGAGUCAUUUGAAGCUGAAGGGCAUCUGUAUAUUGUGAUGGAGUAUUGUGACGGAGGGGACCUAAUGCAGAAAAUUAAACAGCAAAAAGGAAAGUUUCUUCCUGAAGAUACGAUACUUAACUGGUUCGUACAAAUUUGUCUUGGAGUAAAUCACAUUCACAAGAAACGUGUGUUACACCGAGAUAUCAAGUCCAGAAAUGUCUUCCUCACCCAAAGUGGAAAAGUGAAACUGGGAGAUUUUGGCUCUGCCCGUCUUCUCUCCAGUCCCAUGGCUUUCGCGUGCACAUACGUGGGAACGCCUUAUUAUGUGCCUCCAGAAAUUUGGGAAAACCUGCCCUAUAACAAUAAAAGUGACAUCUGGUCCUUGGGAUGCAUUCUGUACGAACUCUGUGCUCUGAAGCAUCCAUUUCAGGCAAAUAGUUGGAAAAACCUCAUCCUGAGAAUAUGUCAGGGGCCCAUCCCCCCACUGCCAGCUCUGUAUUCCGAUAAGCUUCACUGUCUCGUCAGGCAGAUGUUGAAAAGGAGCCCUUCCCAGCGCCCCUCUGCCACCACCCUGCUUUGCAGAGGCAGUUUAGUGCCCCUCGUCCCGAAGUGCUUACCCCGGGAGAUCAUCACAGAAUAUGGAGAGCAGAUACUGGAUGAAACCAAAAUAUCUGAGCCCAAGAAAUUUAAAAAAGGAGCGGACCCCAGCAGAAUCGGGAGAGCUCCUGGAGAGGAAGCGCAUGCGGUGCAGGAGGAAGGACAUGACAGAAAGUGUCGUCACGCUGAAAGCACUUGUCCAAACUCAGCUGGAAGUGCGCUGAGGAGAGCCGCCCAAGGAAAUACAGCAUCAGGUAGCCCGUCAGCGCAGCAGAAGAACGCCACUCCAGGAAGCCCUCACAGGCAGCAGUGGGAGAGCCAUGUUCCCUGCCCAUCUCUAGCAGCUUUGGGAAAGGCACCCAUCCUUACCUCCAGUUUCACGGCCAAGGAUGACAGAGGUGGUUCUGUAAUAAAGUACAAUGAAAAUCGUGCCCGUCAGCAGUGGCUCAAAGAGCCCCCCGAGACCUUGCUGUCAAUGCUGAAGGAUGCUGAUCUCAGCCUGGCAUUUGAAACGUACACAAUAUAUAGACCAGGUACAGAAGGAUUCUUGAAAGGCCCCCUUUCUGGAGAAACAGCAUCAGACAGUGUCGAUGGUGACCAUGACUCAGUCAUUUUGGAUCCGGAGAGAUUUGAACCUCGGCUGGAUGAGGAAGACACGGACUUUGAGGAAGACGAUGAAAACCCUGACUGGGUGUCAGAAUUAAAGAAGCACGUGGGGUGGAAGGACACGUCAGACGGAAACUCCGCGGAGCAUGUGCCUGAGCCAUGUGGGGGAGACACUGAUGCCUGGAAACGGGGUGACGACUGAGAAAAUGUACCACAAGCUUAAAUAACAACCCAGAACCCUUGUGAGCCAUUUUAACACAAGGGAGGUCUCGAGAUGCUGUGUCCUUGCAUUCCGGUAGAGCAGAGGUGGAAUGCUAGCCUGCUGGCUAACUCUGUGUGCGAUAAUAGGAAGUCACUUCGCUUCUGUGCUCCCUCAUUUUCUCAACUAUCCAGGGAGAAUAACAAUGCCUACCUCAUAAGAACGCUGACCAAGACUGUUAUAGCAACCCAUGUGUUUGUAUCCACGGUUACUGUGUGACACUCUGACGUUUCCUAAAGUGAUCUAAAUAUAUUAAAUUGUGACA
Molecule: messenger RNA, 2085 nt
Organism: Arvicola amphibius (Eurasian water vole)
Lineage: Eukaryota; Metazoa; Chordata; Mammalia; Rodentia; Cricetidae
Gene: Nek3
Product: NIMA related kinase 3
Exons: 16
Coding region: 171-1763 (530 amino acids)
Biological process (GO): protein phosphorylation
Molecular function (GO): ATP binding; protein kinase activity
Source: RefSeq, a predicted model, not a curated record